This is a messenger RNA of Mycotypha africana, 591 nucleotides long. RefSeq names its product restriction endonuclease type II-like protein. Lineage: Eukaryota; Fungi; Mucoromycota; Mucoromycetes; Mucorales; Mycotyphaceae. Gene Ontology annotation, molecular function: damaged DNA binding; single-stranded DNA binding. Gene Ontology annotation, cellular component: ERCC4-ERCC1 complex; nucleus; nucleotide-excision repair factor 1 complex. The record is from RefSeq and is a predicted model, not a curated record. Gene Ontology annotation, biological process: nucleotide-excision repair; mitotic recombination; meiotic mismatch repair. The transcript has a single exon. The annotation marks the transcript as partial.
GGCAAUACUAUAUUAGUCAACCCAUCCCAACGAAAAAAUCCAGUCUUGCACCACAUUGUCAACGUCCCUUAUGAGUUUUCAGACAUUAUCAAAGUAGACUACGUUGUUGGCCAAACGACUGGUGUACUAUACCUCAGCUUACGUUACCACCGUCUGUAUCCUACCUAUCUUGACACAUGCCUUGAAAAAGUACGCCAACUCUAUGUUGGUCGUGUCCUCUUAGUCCUCGUUGAUACUGAGGAUUAUCACGAUGCUCUACGUGAGAUCAACCGUAUGGCUGUCCUUGAUAACUGGACAUUAAUUUUGGCUUGGAGUUUGGAAGAAGCUGGUCGGUAUCUGGAGACGUACAAGUAUUUUGAACAUAAAGCACCUGACUGGAUUCGAGAAAAGGUGGAAGAAGAAUAUUUACCUAAAAUGACAGGGUGUUUAACACAAGUCAAAAGUGUGAAUAAGACGGAUGUGUUGACGUUAUUGUCUACGUUUGGAUCGUUAAAAGGUAUAGCAAGGGCGAGGCCUGAACAGCUGGCCAUGUGUCCCGGCUUCGGUGAGCAGAAGGUUAAGCGGCUGCAGCAGAUUUGGAAACAACCGUUC